UCGCGCAAGAUUUUUGAGAGAGCAUUUUUUUUUUUUCCUUAAUCAAUUUCAUAUCUUCUCUCUUUACCCUUUUCCCCUUUCUAACCGCAGUACUUCAUGUGCAUUAUCUGAAGACAGACAGCACAUCCCGUGCUUCGUACUCUCCUUAAUCUAACAUGGCCGCUUUCUUUGAGCACUACCGCGGCAUUCUCGAACAACACUACGCAAUCUAUUCUAAGCAAUUGUUCGACUACCUCUCGUCUAUCCCGACGACCACAUAUAUUCUGACGGUUCUCGCCAUCUGCAUACCACCGAUCAUCGCACUUACUGUCUACGAGCUGGGGCAAGCUAGACUCCGUGCUGAACAACCUAAAGGGUGCCGAAAGUUAGGUCUAAAGAUAGACUCCAAUCUCUCGAAUGAGUUCGAUGCAAAAUUCUCCGAGGGCCGUCCUCCAAGUACGGAGGAGACCUCUGCUGAAUGGUGGAGGCUGAAGAGCAUGUGGAUAUACCCAGUCAAGAGCUGCAGAGGUGUGGAGUUGAAUAGAGGUACCGUGGUUGCUUCUGGCUUGGAAUACGACCGCCAAUUCUCCUUUGCUCAGCUGUCUCGUGCUACUACGAAUAGCCAGGACACAGAGAAGCCUGCGCACGAAUGGCAGUUCAUUACCCAAAGACAGUUUCCUGCCCUGGCGAGAGUCAGGACUGAGGUUUGGGUUCCCGAUCAGGCAGUGCAGACAUAUACACCUCAUGGCGAGGAUGUUGAGAGUGGAGGGGUGAUUAUACUUAGCUUCCCAUAUCAAGAGCCGGGCUGGAGAGGGACGGUUGCGAGGUGGGGCGCUGCAAUCAAGGGCACAGUUCCUGAGAAGCAUUUCAGAGUACCAUUCGACCCGUCUCCAGCGCAGAUUGAGAAGGCAGGGUACACUUUCGAGAAUAUAAAGAUAUGGAAAGAUACCGUGCGCGCGCUGAACAUGGAAGUUGAUAUCCCUGAGGAACUCCGAUCCUACCUUGGCAUAAGCCAUAAGCUUGGUCUCUUCAGGGUCGACAACACCAGGCUACGGGAGGUGCACCGAAACGCGCCGAAGAAGGAGGACCUAGGUUAUCAACCCGUCACUGGCUUUCAAGAUGCAUAUCCCCUCCACCUCCUCAACCUGGCUAGCGUCCGCGACGUCGAGCGCAAGAUGCCCAAGGUCAAAGGCGUGCCGCGCCUCUCCGCCAUGCGCUUCCGCGCCAACCUAAUCAUCACGGGCCCGGAGGCCUACGCCGAGGAGACCUGGCGCCGCAUCAAGAUCGGCUACUACGAAUAUGACGUCUCCUGCCGAACGGCACGGUGCAAGCUCCCCAAUAUCGACCAGAUGACCGGCGAGCGCCACCCCUCGGAGCCAGACAAGACGCUGCGCAGCUUCCGAGCCGUGGACCGGGGCGCGGGGCCGAACAUAGGCUGCUUGGGGAUGCAGCUGGUACCUGUGGCGAAGGAGAGCGCGUUGCGCGUCGGCGAUGAGAUUACGGUGCUGGAGCUCGGCGAGCAUGAAUACAUCAAGCAGUGAUUUAUUUCCCGGCGAAUCAGCAAGCGUUUCAUUCAUGUGUUAUUUCUACUGCGGGGGGGCUCAUUGGGGCAAAGCGAAAGCAUAUAAAAAAAGAGCAUGUGAUGUGAUGCGAUGGGAUGGAGUUUAGGGACUUUCGCUCGCGCUGCAUGAAAAUGGAAAACAAAACUCCCCGGGCAAUGGCGAUGGCGAUGCUGAUGUGCGUGCGAGAUUGCCCAGUCCAGUCAUUAAGUAAGGUAGAUACCAAGCGUGUGUUCAGUCAGGCUUGGAUUGCAUAUCAUUGUUGAGCGAAGAUACCCCCACACGCUCUCAGACGGAUUGAUUGCCUGCCGUCCUCGUGUAAUGUGCGUGCGUGUACUUGCAAACAAAUAGAUCUUCUCUUUUUUUCUAUUUCUCCUUGCAU
This is a messenger RNA of Amorphotheca resinae ATCC 22711, 1920 nucleotides long. RefSeq lists its product as hypothetical. NCBI's taxonomy places the organism in Eukaryota, Fungi, Ascomycota, Leotiomycetes, Helotiales, Amorphothecaceae. Gene Ontology annotation, molecular function: catalytic activity; molybdenum ion binding; pyridoxal phosphate binding. The transcript is spliced from 3 exons. The coding region runs from base 156 to 1520 and encodes 454 amino acids. The record is from RefSeq and is a predicted model, not a curated record.